Elephantulus edwardii (Cape elephant shrew) is the source of this 2526-nucleotide messenger RNA. RefSeq lists its product as uncharacterized. The record is from RefSeq and is a predicted model, not a curated record. Gene Ontology annotation, biological process: regulation of transcription by RNA polymerase II; cell differentiation. NCBI's taxonomy places the organism in Eukaryota, Metazoa, Chordata, Mammalia, Macroscelidea, Macroscelididae. Gene Ontology annotation, molecular function: sequence-specific DNA binding; DNA-binding transcription factor activity, RNA polymerase II-specific. The transcript has 14 exons. The coding region runs from base 1 to 2526 and encodes 841 amino acids. Gene Ontology annotation, cellular component: nucleus.
AUGGCCCCCCCGCCGCAGCCUGAUGAAGAUUUAUCGGCCCCGGAACCCCCGGCCGCCCCCGCCCGGGCCUCCCCGCGCCCCGCGCGGACACCUGAUGAAGCCGUCAGCGGAGGGAGGGGCGCGCGGCUCCCGGGGACCCCACGAGGCAGAGACCACCCCAAGACAGUCCCCGAGCCCCGGGCGGAUUUGAGGGGAGGGUCUGGUCCACCGUCUAGGGAGCACCCCAACACCGACAGCUCCACAAACACCGCCCGCUCGCUCAGCCUCCGCCUCCCCGCGCGGGCCGCCACCGCGCCCCCGGCCUGGCCCCGGCCUCGCAGGCUGCAACUGCAUGUCCGUCAGCGUCCAUCUGUCCACCAGCUCCAGAAGCGCCCGCUGGCCGUCCUCCCUGCCAUACUCCCUGUGGCAAGCUCUGCUCUCCGGGGAUACUCACUGAGGAAUCAGCUACAGACUCCACCCUCAGGGACCUUUGAGUUUUGGUUUGAGGAAAAUUAUAUUCCAUCGAUCGCGCCGCCCGCCCCCUCCCCCGCGCCGCCCGCCGCCGCCGCCGCGUCCAUAUAUCUGCGCGCGGAGCCGGGCCGGGGCCCUCUGGCCCCCUCCGCCCGCGCCUCCGUCUCUCUCUGCGCCCCGCUCUUUCGGGGUGUCUCUCUCCGUCUUGCGCUGUCUCUGUCCCUGCGUCCCUCUGGGUCGCGGACUCGCCGCUCGCUGCGCGCGUCUUCUCGCUGGUCCCUGCAUCCCCCCAACCCCGGGGCUCUGGGCACCACCCGCCCGACGCCAGUGCCCCCUCCCCAGGCCGCCGCGGGGGGGCCAUGCCUGCGGGACCCGAACUUUGAACACUUCUUCCCAACCCGGAGCAGAGACGCCCCGCCCGGAAAGCACUUCAGUUGCUUUCCCGCAGACUGUGGGGAGAACGUGCUGGGGGCAGUGAGAGGACCUGGGCGGAUAGGGACUGAGCCGCUGUGUGUGGGUCUCCCCUGUUCCCACUGGCGGCUUUCCCACCAGCUGUCAGUGUGCGCGUGUGUGGUGGGGGGAACUGAAGAGAAGUGGGCAGAAGCCUUCCGGCCGAGGCCUCGACACAGGACCCGGUGUGGGGAUGGGGACAGGGAUCGAUCCAGCUCGGCGGCAUCCUACGGGGCCCUGUCCAGCCCUCCAGCCCUGGGCCCCGCAGGCGCCCGCUUCCUCCAUCGGUCGAUCAGCGAUCAAUGGGGGCCAGGGGGGAGCCAGGGGCAGGACGAGAUCAAAGGGGCCCCGGGAGACGGACAGUGUGGAGACGAGGAAACAGAGGCACGGAGGGGCAGAGACGUGGGGACCCAGAGACGCGGGAACCCAGAGACGCGCGGCCUCGGAGACGUGGGGACGGGGCGCAGAGACGCGGUGGCCGCGGCUCGGCUCGACAGGCGGGUGGGGGGUGGGCGCAGCACCGAGGGCGAGAUCCUGGGUCUCCGGGCGUCGGCCAGCUCCGUCAUGGAUUGUAGCUGUGUCUCCGACCUUCUCUUCGCCCCGCCAGCCCUGCCGGCUCUCUGGACCCCUGGGUUUGCCUUCCCGGAUUGGGCCUACAAGCCGGAGUCGUCCCCUGGCUCGCGGCAGAUCCAGCUGUGGCAUUUCAUUCUCGAGCUGCUGCAGAAGGAGGAGUACCAGGGAGUCAUCGCCUGGCAGGGGGACUAUGGGGAAUUCGUCAUCAAGGAUCCUGACGAGGUGGCCCGGCUCUGGGGCAUCCGCAAAUGCAAACCCCACAUGAAUUACGACAAGCUGAGCCGGGCCCUGCGCUAUUACUACAACAAGCGGAUUCUCCACAAGACCAAGGGAAAGCGGUUCACCUACAAAUUCAACUUCAGCAAAGUUGUACUGGUCAACUACCCUCUACUGGAUGUGGCAGCGGCUGCCACUGGCUCACCUCUCCUGCUGACCCCUAAUCCCUUUGGGGGCACCCCUGGAACAGAUGCUCCUCCCCUCACCCCAGAGACCCUGCAGACACUGUUCUCUGCCCCCCGGCUGGGAGACCCAGGGGCCCGGACAUCCCUGUUCACCCCUGAGACAGACAAAUUGCGCCUGGACAGUCCUUUCCCAUUUCUGGGUUCUGGUGCCACUGGCUAUUCCAAGCCCCCUGGCCUGCUGGGUCCUUAUGGUCGCACCUUCCCAGAGUACCCUUGGAACUUUAACCCGUACCUCGCCGGCCCCUUCCCCAAGCUGUCCCCAUCUCUUUACCCCCCACACUUCUACCCCAACCCUCUGGCCAGUUCCCUCGGCCAUCUGCCCGCAGCAGGGGCAGGGGGAAGCCCCACCACGGUCCCCCUGCUCACUGCCAUGGGAGAGGGCCUGGGCCCUGAGCGCCCCUCAGGCCUGGCAGCAGCCCCCCGCCUGGCGCUGCCAGGCACUGGGGGGGUGGAGGCCUCCCUGGGUGGGAAGGACAGUGAUUCGGAGCUGGAGAUCACUGACGUCAGCGGCUGCAGCUCUGACAGCGAAGGCGAUGAAGGCCUCCCCGUGCCCCCCAAGGCCAAGAUGGGCAAAGGGGGUGCUGGCAGCUGA